GAUUUGCCAUAGCCUUCCUCCCCAGGAGCAAGCGUCUUUUAAUUUCUUGGCUGCAGUCCCCAUCUGUGGUGAUCUUGGAGCCCAGGAAAAUAAAGUUCUACCCUGUUACAAAUCUAAAUCCCAAAUGUUGAUUAAACCUGAUUAGAAGUUUAAGAAGGACAGAUAAAAUAAUAUAGCCAUUACUUUUACGCUCUUCUUCUGAAGUUUCUAGAAUUACCUUCUGGCUAUAGUUGAGAUGGAAUUUCAGAAUUAGAUUAUAUGAAUUCUGGUCUUUACCAGAAAGGUAGUUCUUGUGUUCUUGAGAGAAUUUCUCUUAUUUUCUCCUGUCUGUGCUCCUAUGCCUUUAACCAAUACGUUGCAUGUAAAAAUUCAUCCAAUACAACUUUUCCCAACAUGCCAAUGGGGAGGCAAGGAAAAGCUAAACAAAUACUGCUGGAUAUCUGGUUCUCUUAUAGCUGUUAGGUGCAUAACAUAUGAACAUAAAUAACAUGUGUACAGUAAAUAAAACUACCAAACCUGAAAACUAGCCAGCAAUAAACCUGUUUUUGAGCAGUGGAAGAAAUUAAUUCUGGGGAGCUUAUGACCUUUAUUCUGACAAAGGCAUCUAGAAAUAACUUGUUCACAACAAAGAUAAUUGCAUAAUGACCUCAUGUACAAAGGAUUCAGAAAUACCCACUGAGUCAUAUUACCUGGCAUCACUUCUUUUGGAUGGGGUAAUAAUGGACAUCAGAUGUACUGUUAAACACAAUUUAUUUCAUUUUCUUGGGUAGGAAAAGUUGUUUGUGUGUGUUAGGAACCCAGCGGUGGAGUCUGGCUUUGUAUCAUGUAGAAGCUCAAAGGUUUGAUAGAAGCACCGGCUUCAUUAAUGCCUUUCUUGAUGAUGGGGAUUUUACUGGCACUGACCAGUACAAAUAGGAUGCGGAGGAAGAGAUUGGUGGAAGGAGGUAGAAUGCAACGCAUACUUGUGGCCCAAGACCUUUUUGGUACCUGAGUUGGAUGGAAAUGGCGCCUGCUGUUGGCACUAAUAUUGCACGAACAAAGUAACUGAUGCUUUAUGUCCCUUAAUGGUACCUUAAGUCCACCACCCGAUGUUCUGAUCUGUGGCGGGACUUGCCCUGAUAAAGGUGAUGGAAUCGCAAGGGAGAGCAGUCCAUUUAUCAACAAUGCACGUUCAGAAAGAGAAAAUGUCUAUGAAGGAAAAAAUAUGGCUCUUUUUGAGGAAGAAAUGGAUAGCAAUCCCAUGGUAUCUUCUCUUCUCAAUAAGCUAGCAAAUUACACAAAUGUUACUCAGGGAGUCGUAGAACACGAAGAAGAUGAAGACAGCAAACGUAAAGAAAUCAAGGCACCACGGAUGGGCACAUUCAUUGGCGUCUACUUGCCCUGUCUGCAGAAUAUUUUGGGAGUCAUCCUAUUCCUUCGACUGACGUGGAUUGUGGGUACUGCAGGGGUGCUUGAAUCUUUCAUCAUCGUAUUCAUGUGCUGUGCUGGCACGAUGCUGACUGCAAUAUCGAUGAGUGCGAUAGCCACAAACGGGGUGGUUCCAGCUGGUGGGUCAUACUACAUGAUCUCAAGAUCAUUAGGACCAGAGUUUGGUGGAGCUGUGGGACUUUGCUUCUACUUGGGCACAACAUUUGCAGGGGCUAUGUAUAUUCUGGGCACAAUCGAAAUCCUACUGAAAUACAUUUCCCCCAAUGCUGCUAUUUUUACUGGAAGUGAGGAAGCCAUGUUAAACAAUAUGAGAGUUUAUGGAACGUGCAUCCUUGCUCUGAUGGCAAUAGUCGUUUUCGUGGGAGUCAAAUACGUGAAUAAGCUUGCCCUUGUCUUCUUGGCUUGCGUAAUCCUUUCAAUUAUUGCUAUUUAUGCCGGGGUUAUCAAAACCGCUUUUGAUCCACCAGACUUUCGCGUUUGUCUUCUUGGAAACCGGACGUUAGUGAGAGGCAAUUACCCUUGUGCCAAAUAUGUUGAAGUGGAAAAUGCGACAAUGACUACCUCGUUGUGGAGAAUGUUUUGUGAAAAUAGCCCCUUUCUAAAUGCCACAUGUGAUGACUAUUUCCAUCUAAACAAUGUCACGGAAAUUCAAGGAAUUCCUGGUGUUACCAGUGGAGUCUUACUGGAUAAUUUGUGGAGUGUAUAUGGGGACAAAGGGUCAAUUGUAGAGAAACAAGAUCUUCCCUCAGUUCCAGUUCCAGAAGAGGCCAAAGUCAAAUCAGCGGCUUACGUGUACACAGAUAUCAUGACCUACUUCACGAUGCUUGUUGGGAUCUAUUUUCCAUCUGUGACAGGCAUCAUGGCAGGUUCAAACAGGUCUGGAGAUCUUCGGGAUGCUCAAAAAUCUAUUCCUACUGGAACAAUUCUGGCCAUUUCAACAACAUCAUUUAUCUAUCUGUCUUGUAUAGUCCUCUUUGGAGCAUGCAUUGAAGGAGUCGUCUUGAGAGACAAAUUUGGAGAAGCCGUUAAUGGAAACCUCGUGAUCGGUACCUUGGCCUGGCCCUCUCCUUGGGUCAUCGUCAUUGGCUCAUUCUUUUCCACCUGUGGGGCCGGCCUCCAGAGUCUCACCGGUGCCCCUCGGCUGUUGCAGGCGAUUGCAAGAGAUGGCAUUGUCCCAUUUCUCCAGGUCUUUGGGCAUGGAAAAUCAAAUGGUGAACCGACCUGGGCACUGCUCCUCACAGCAUUCAUCUGUGAGAUUGGCAUUCUCAUAGCUUCUCUGGACAGUGUGGCCCCAAUCCUCUCUAUGUUUUUCCUCAUGUGCUAUCUGUUUGUGAACUUGGCCUGUGCUGUUCAGACUCUUCUUCGUACACCAAACUGGAGACCUCGUUUCAAAUAUUAUCACUGGACCCUUUCGUUCCUGGGGAUGAGUUUGUGUCUUGCAUUGAUGUUCAUCUGCUCUUGGUAUUAUGCCUUGGUCGCCAUGCUUAUAGCAGGAUGUAUUUACAAAUACAUAGAAUACAGAGGAGCUGAGAAAGAAUGGGGAGAUGGAAUCCGGGGGCUGUCCUUGAAUGCCGCUCGCUACGCUUUGCUUCGGGUUGAACAAGGUCCUCCUCAUACCAAAAAUUGGAGGCCACAAGUCUUGGUUCUGUUGAAUUUGGAUUCAGAACAGUUAGUAAAACACCCUCGGUUACUUUCCUUCACCGCUCAACUGAAAGCUGGGAAGGGCUUGACCAUUGUGGGAUCCGUAAUCCAAGGAAUAUAUUUGGAUAAAUACACAGAAGCUCAAAGGGCGGAGGAGAAUAUUAGGUCUUUAAUGGCCGCAGAGAAAACCAAAGGGUUUUGCCAGAUCGUGGUGUCAUCCAGUGUCAGGGAUGGAAUUUCCCAUUUGAUUCAGUCUGCCGGCCUUGGCGGGAUGAAGCAUAACACCGUCUUAAUGGCGUGGCCUCAGUCCUGGAAGCAGACUGACAAUCCCUUCUCCUGGAAAAAUUUUGUUGAUACUGUGCGAGAAACAACUGCAGCUCAGCAAGCCCUUCUAGUUGCUAAAAACAUAGACUUGUUCCCCGUCAACCAAGAACGCUUCAGUGAGGGCAACAUAGACGUAUGGUGGAUUGUCCAUGACGGUGGCAUGCUGAUGCUGCUCCCUUUCCUCCUGAAGCAGCACAAGGUCUGGAGGAAAUGUAAAAUGCGCAUCUUCACGGUCGCUCAGAUGGAUGACAAUAGUAUUCAGAUGAAGAAAGAUCUCCAGAUGUUUCUGUACCAUCUUCGAAUUAGUGCUGAGGUGGAGGUUGUGGAAAUGUUUGAAAAUGAUAUUUCAGCCUUUACAUAUGAGAAGACUCUUGUGAUGGAGCAGAGGUCGCAGAUGCUGAAACAGAUGCAGCUCUCAAAGAACGAAAGGGAGAGAGAGAUUCAGAGCAUCACUGAUGAGUCUCGUGGCUCCAUCAGAAGAAAGAGCCGCUCUAGCCCGCAGUGUAUCAGUCAAGAUGUAGACCAUCUGCUCCCCAAUGACAUUCAGGAGGAAGAGGCUCAAUUAAUCCACGACAGAAACACCGCGGCCCACUCCACCGGGAUGGUUAAAUCUCACACCGCUAUUGCGACACCUGAAAAAGUACAGAUGACAUGGACCAAAGAGAAACUUAUAUCUGAGAAGCACAAAAAUAAAGAAACAAGUCUGGCCAGCUACAAGGAUAUCUUCAACAUGAAACCAGAAUGGGGAAAUCUGAACCAGUCCAAUGUGAGAAGGAUGCACACCGCAGUCAAGCUCAAUGGAGUGGUGCUAAAUAAGUCUCAACAUGCUCAGCUGGUGUUACUGAAUAUGCCCGGACCGCCAAAAAAUAGGCAAGGAGAUGAAAACUACAUGGAGUUUCUGGAAGUCUUGACAGAAGGCCUGAACAGAGUGCUUUUGGUGCGAGGAGGCGGCCGCGAAGUCAUCACCAUUUACUCUUGAUCGUUUCACCGGAUGCACAGCUAUUGCAGUAGCAACAACUGUUUCUGGAUUCGAAUGCGGGACUUUGGAAAAAGUUGGCCAUGAAGGACUUUGGGCUGGCCUCUUCUUAUUUCUCGCAGACAGAAUCGAAUCCAACAGUUGAAACGUUUCCCCCCAAAAUUAUGUAAGCAAAAUUGUUUCCUACAUAGAUUUGUCUAACAUUUGUCUUUACUGAAGAACUGUACGAUAGACCUUUAUAUUUUUCUAAUGUAGAAAACUGGGAGACUUUUGUUGUUCUUGGGAUGAGGGCGGGCCUGGAGGGCCAUUCUUUUUGCACAUAAUUCUUAAAUAUGGUAAAUGGAAUAUCUGCUAUUUUUGACAUAGGAACAAACAUUUACGUUUUUAGCACUUUUUAUAAUGAUGGCUUCAAAGAAAAUAGAAAAAAGAAUGGGUUUCCCGGAUCAUUUUUGGCGAGUCUGGUGUGCUUAUUUUGUACUUAGUGAUGCUGCUGCAUUGUAAGCAGGUUUUGUUUCCAUAUCCAGUCCGGCUGGUUCUGUGUUCAUAUUCAUCCACCAAUCCGUGAGUUGUCUGGCAUUGUAUUUUAAUUAAAGAUUGCUGGUUGAAUAAU
Molecule: messenger RNA, 4979 nt
Organism: Varanus komodoensis (Komodo dragon)
Lineage: Eukaryota; Metazoa; Chordata; Lepidosauria; Squamata; Varanidae
Gene: SLC12A7
Product: solute carrier family 12 member 7
Exons: 26
Coding region: 1055-4372 (1105 amino acids)
Biological process (GO): potassium ion import across plasma membrane; chloride ion homeostasis; cell volume homeostasis
Cellular component (GO): membrane
Molecular function (GO): potassium:chloride symporter activity
Source: RefSeq, a predicted model, not a curated record